This is a messenger RNA of Oncorhynchus gorbuscha (pink salmon), 2565 nucleotides long. Its product is annotated as PR domain zinc finger protein 8-like. Gene Ontology annotation, cellular component: nucleus. Gene Ontology annotation, biological process: regulation of DNA-templated transcription. The record is from RefSeq and is a predicted model, not a curated record. Lineage: Eukaryota; Metazoa; Chordata; Actinopteri; Salmoniformes; Salmonidae. The transcript has 4 exons. Bases 417 to 1070 code for a protein of 217 amino acids.
UCUAACAUACAUCAGUACAUUACUCCGUCUCUCUGUUGAUGUUUUCCUGCCUGGUUUCCAUGGCUCUCAUCUAAUGUAAUGAAACUAUAACAGGAAGCAGGGCUGGCACGAUCGUGAUCUUAUUAGAUGAUUACAGUACAACGGACUUCCUGUCCAGACUGCUAACGCUCGCUGAGAGGGACAGACGAUCAAAUCAUUAAACUGGAGACCCUGGAGGCAGAUAUUCUGUCGAAACUAUUUUGGAACGCAGAGGCGAGAGCUCAGCAACGAUGGAUAACUGACAUUUUUACGCGCGUCCGCAUCUCCUACGACGUUCCCGAGAACGCCGUUUUUGGACCGUAUGAGCUGAAACACACAUCCGUUUAUGACAGCAUCGCCUUCACUGCUCUCAAGUCUAUGGACCGAAGAACGGCACCAUGCAUUUUGAGGGUGAGAACAGGCAGACACCUCAGCGCAUUGAUGGUCCAAUGUGGCUGCGGCUGGUCCAGUCAGCCUGGAGCGCUGAAGAACAGAACCUGGAGCACUAUGUGAAGAACGGACACCUAUUCUUUAGGGCCCUCAGGACGAUCCAGAAGAAAGAGGAGCGGUUGGUGUGGUACGGGAAAGACCUGGCCAAGCUUCUUCUCCUAAACCCACUGCAGAUACAAAGCAAAGGUACUGGUCCGUACACAUGUGCCAACUGUAACCAAUGCUUUGAGACUGAGUUCUGCACACAGAGACAACCAAACAGCCACAGCACCAAACCUGGUCAAGGCAACACUGACCAUGUGAAACCUGACUCCCUUCCUGCUGCUGCCUUCAAACAGAGCCGUCCAGAAACAAGUCCACUGGAUAGCAAACCUGCAACAGACUUCCAUAACUUAGCCCGGGAUAUGGAUCAUAUUAAGACAGGUUCUUCCAGCACCAGGGACUUUGAGACUAGAGGUUCCCUCAUAGGGAAACGCACAGAGGUAGAGGACAGGUGCAGUGAGCCAGCAUCUGGUGAUAACGCAGGGUCCACUGGACACAGGAUACUGUACUUUGACCAUGAAAAGACAACCCAGCCCAGUCUCCCAUCACCUGUCCAGUAACAUCAACAAGAACAACAUCACCAAAGACAGAGCAACCCAACUACACUUACAAGGUUCUGGGCCUGAAGACCUCAGAUCUUCAUCCAGCCUAAGGAAUCAGAGCAUCCAGCCUAAGGAAUCAGAGCAUCCAGCCUAAGGAAUCAGAGCAUCCAGCCUAAGGAAUCAGAGCAUCCAGCCUAAGGAAUCAGAGCAUCCAGCCUAAGGAAUCAGAGCAUCCAGCCUAAGGAAUCAGAGCAUCCAGCCUAAGGAAUCAGAGCAUCCAGCCUAAGGAAUCAGAGCAUCCAGCCCGGUAGUGGCCUAGUAGAGCCUCAGAGAGAUCCAAAGGAAACAAAGACAGAAACACUCCGUCUCACUCAGAGGAGUUGUCUUCUUUCACUGACUCUGAUACGGUCACCUCUGCCUUCAGCCAGGUCUCUGUCUGAGAACAGGAGGAGUGCCUUCUCCCAGCCACCCACGCUCUGUUUUCGUUCCCCAGACUACCCCCCUGCUUGGGAGGGCUUAAACCUCAAUCACUCCCUUUACUACUGAUCUCCACCGACCGGUGCUGGCCCAGGGUGUUUCGAAACAGAGGCGCCCUCUACACAGCCCAGCAGCUCUCUGGACCAGGACCACAGGCUGAUCCCACCCCCAGAUUACCCUAUCCCCGGUGCUCCUAUCCCCCUCCGUCUCACGGCUCUCGCCCCUCUGCCUGACGGCUCAGAACUGGUGUGCCAAAUGCAACGUCUCCUUCCGCCUGACCUCAGACCUGGUGCAAAAAUGAGGUCCCACCACAAGAGGGCGGUGGACGCAACAGUCAGGGUCUGGGGUGAAACAACAGCAGCAAGGGCGUGAGAGGAGAGGCUCAAGUCUUGCAUCUACGAGGUCUUCAGACAACGCCAUCAACUUGCGGGACACUUGACCUCUCACACAUGAGUUCAGUUCAAUUAGUUAAUAUCAUUAAAUAUAAAAUAAAUAAAUAUAUGCCAUUUAGCAGACACUUUUAUCCAAAGCGACUUACAGUCAUGUGUGCAUACAUUCUACGUAUGGGUGGUCCCAGGGAUUGAACCCGGUACCCUGGCGUUACAAGCGCCAUGCUCUACCAACUGAGCUACAGAAGGACCAUAUCAUUGGUAAGAUCUUGAUAUUUUAAUGUGUAUUGAUGAAGAUACAAAUUGGAGAACUAAUAAAACAAACUAUGUUAAUUAUUAUAAUGUAAAUUAUCAAGACGAUGACAUUUUAUAGUUACAUUUUCUCAGAAUUCUGUAAAAUGUGUCAUUUUUUGAAUGCCAUAUAUUUUUCCAUUCUUUUACAUCAAAUGCUUGUGUUCCACACAAAUUACAAUAUUUUAUGUGUUAUGACUUGAUUGUAAGAUCAGUUGCGAACACUAGAUGGUGCCAGAGAGCUAUUUACAGGGACAGAAAAAAAACUCGCUUCAAUUUUUCUAUUUUAUUUUGAAAGAAAAAUAUACCUAUUAUUUCAUAAGAACUUCAUAUAGAGUACCCUGAUAAGUAACACA